This is a messenger RNA of Aspergillus nidulans FGSC A4, 810 nucleotides long. RefSeq names its product GPALPP motifs-containing protein 1. The transcript has a single exon. The record is from RefSeq and is a predicted model, not a curated record. Bases 1 to 810 code for a protein of 269 amino acids. Lineage: Eukaryota; Fungi; Ascomycota; Eurotiomycetes; Eurotiales; Aspergillaceae.
AUGGAUAACCCUUCAAAACGAAAGCUCGACCAGCACGCAACAACUGGGGCCGCGACAGGGGACACAGACAAUGCUUCCGAUAAGCGCCGCAGAGUAAUCGGGCCAUCGCUCCCACCACCCACUUCCAACACUGAUAAUCACAGCGACAGUAGCAACAACCCAGACUCGGACUCUGACGAUGAUGACUUCGGUCCUAGUCUCCCUCCACCAUCCGGCUCGGUACCGCAACAACCAGCGCCAGAGCAAUCACUUUCUCGACAUGAUAUAUCAGAAGUUGAAUCAAAGCCGGCGCCCAAACGAGACGCAUGGAUGCUUGCGCCGCCCACUGGCGGCUCAGAUCGGUCGCGGGUGGACCCUACAAAGCUACGAAAUCGGAAGUUCCAGAGCGGGCCGCGGGUCGGAAAUGCGCCCGCCGGACGGGGAGGCGUGGAUAGCUCGUGGACUGAGACGCCAGAGGAGAAGAUAAGGCGGUUGCAGGAUGAAGCAAUGGGGAUUUCCUCGUCCUCUGGGCCGGAUGCUGGGGGGGUCGGGGCGAGAGGCGAUGAUAAGGUGGCGCAGGCAAUGAGGGAAAAGGUUCAGCGGUAUAAUGAGCGAGUGAGGGGGGAGGAUGCGUCGUCACUGGUCGAGGAGAAGAAGAGGAAGGACAAGGAGAAAGGGGAAAAGGAGGACGAAGAUGACCCGAGUAAAAGGGCCUUUGAUAAGGAGAAAGAUAUGGCGCUUUCUUCGAAGCUUACGAAUGCGCAACGAAGGGAGCUAAUGAGUAAAGCAGCGGAUUUUGGAUCGAGGUUCUCGAAGGGGAAGUUCUUAUAG